AUGAAGACCGCCCAGACUCGAGCUGGUCCCGGAUGACCGGCGAGCAUCUCGAAGGGUUCCAUGCGAUCUGGUCGAACCCCUAUACCACACGCUGGAGCAGCAGAGGAGCCUGCAAGACGAUAGAGGAGAGCCGGGAGUGGAUGUCGGGCCUGCUGCUCGAGAACAACCCGCUGGGCGAAAACUACGCCGUCUUCGUUCGCUCCGACCUGCCUGCCUCCGAGCUCGACGAGAUCCAGCGAGAUGCGCCGGCCGAUUCCCCCUUGCAGUCCUGUGGCAUGAUCGGGUCGAUGGGCACCUUUCGCUCUGAUCCGGUGCCAGAGCUGGGCUACACCUUUCACCAGUCCGCCUGGGGUCGCGGCUUUGCGACCGAGGCCGUGACGGCCUUCCUGCAGCUCUUCUGGGCCAACAAGCCGCAGUUCGAUACGAUCGAGGCGUUCAGCGAUCCGGAGAAUGUCGGUUCGGUCAAGGUCCUGGUCAAGUCUGGCUUCGUCGAGGUCGAGAGACAGCCGGGCAGCUAUGAGAUACCGUGGAUGACGCCCCCGAAGCGAGACCUGGUACGAUUCCGAGCAACGAGAGAGAAGGUGCUGAACUGA
Messenger RNA from Microsporum canis CBS 113480, 593 nucleotides. RefSeq lists its product as hypothetical. The transcript has a single exon. NCBI's taxonomy places the organism in Eukaryota, Fungi, Ascomycota, Eurotiomycetes, Onygenales, Arthrodermataceae. The record is from RefSeq and is a predicted model, not a curated record. Bases 33 to 593 code for a protein of 186 amino acids. Gene Ontology annotation, molecular function: acyltransferase activity, transferring groups other than amino-acyl groups.